AUGAAAUCUCGACCUCCUAAAAGUAAUAUUAAGGCACCGGAAGAGUCAAACACAUUCCACGAUGAUGAAAAUAUAGCCUCUGGUAAUGAGUCAAAUAGUUUAAUUCCAAAACCUACAUUGAGCUCUUCUGCUUCACCAGGAACAGAUUAUAAUAUGCCAUCAAGUUCAGCCACACCAGUAAAUAAAAAGCCAGCUACACUAAAAGAAGUUCUUCAAGCGGCCUACGAUUUUUACUCUGCGAAAAAACAGAAAUUAAAUAAGAAAACUGAUACUCAUCCAACAGAUUCAGAAUUAGAUCUUUGUUUCCUCAAAAGUGUGUUGCCCGACAUGAUGGCCAAGACUCCGCAGCAAAAACGGCGAUUUAAAAUCGGGGUACUGAAUUUGGCGGGUGAUAUUUUGGCAAUGAACGAGAAUACUACAACUACCAGCGCAGGAUAGAACAUGCCGUUUAAAAUUGUGUCUACUCGUCGAAAAGGCAAGUUAGAACUAUGUACUGUGCCAGAAACAUGGGAAGUCAAAGGAACAUUGCGUUGGCCUAAGAUGUACGGUGAUAUACUCGCAAAAAAUGAUAGUACCCAGCCCCAGACAGAUUGGUUGACCUAUAAUUGUGUAGUGAAAAGAAGAAACUACCAUACAUACGAAGAAGCAGAGGCUGAAUUAGAAAAAAUGUUAGAAAAAACAGACACGGACGAUACCGAUUACAGUGAACAAUCCUACAAACGUACUACUGCUCCACAAAAAGUUCCAAAUUUGAAUGCUGCAGCUCAACGAAUAAUGAUAAAGUCUGGGAACCCAAAGAAAAGAAUGAAACAACCAACUUCAACCAUUCAAGCGAGUCAAAUCAUACAAGAAAGUCCAACCACACAAGGAGGUCCAAUCACACAAGCAGGUCCAACCACACAAGCAGGUCCAAUCACACAAGCAAGUCCAACCAUACCAGCAAGUCAAACCAUACAAGCAGGUCCAUUCACACAAGCAGAUCCAACGAUACAAAUAUUUCCAGAAACGUCAAUUCUGACCAACCAGCAGCACUCCUAUACUAUUGAUGAAGCUGUUUAUACAGUAUCUACCGAAGAGCAAGAAAAUAUGCCUCAAGAAGUACACUAUUAUACCAAUAAUCAAAAUAUGACAACCUAUAUUAAUAAUUUAUACGAGAUACAAACUGCAAUUUUGGACAACCAAAAUAAAAUAAUGAAAAAGCUUGGGGAAAUGUCGGUUCAGUUACAAGAAAUACAGGAUCAGAGCACAGAAAAUAUUACAGUAACAACUUUAGCUCAAGCUAAAGGAGCAGAAACUAAAAGAAUGCGUAUGGAUGUUGUCGAUAACAUCGAAAGCUUGGAGAAACUCGACAAAGAACUGUCAUGUCCUAAAAUACUUAAAACAUACUUAGAAAAGUAUGCAAUAUUAUGUUCUGCGGCGCCAGGAUCUGGUUCUAACUAUGCUUAUAGACUUUUAGAUUCAAUUUUUACCAAGGACUUUCUUUGCCAGUGUUCCUGGACUGGAGGAAGUCGUGGAGAUGAUCUUAAAAUAGGCUUCAAAAAAUAUAAAAACAUAUUAAAUUUCUUCUUCCAAAUGGUUAAUUAUUGGGACAACACGUACACAGUGCAAGAUAACGAAGAUUUUUUUAAAAGCAUAUUGAGAAAUGCUUUAAAAAGGAAGACAUCCAAAAAAAUUCGUCAGUCGAGCAAGAAAAGAAGGAAAUUACAACCCAAAAGAGUCGGUGAAAACAAUACUAAUAAUGACGGUGAAAACAAUACUGAUAAUGACGGUGAAAACAAUACUAAUAAUGACGGUGAAAACAAUACUAAUAAUGAUGGUGAAGCAAAUAUAAAUGAUGAUGAAGGCGGCGCGGCGCGGCAGCGGAGCGGCGCGGUGAUCAGUGCGCGUUGCAUUCUAUACAAAAUGUAUGAACGACGUCAAACAGCGCCGCCGCCGCGCCGCGCUGUCCCGCGCAGCUCUCUGUUAGACGUCAUGGCACUAACUGCGGCGGACACUAAACAGAAGCGGUACCGAGAGCGGAUGCGAGCAAACAACGAAAAGUUUGAAGAAGCUAAACGUAAAAAUGCUGCGCGAAAUAAAGAAAGAAAAAAAAUUAGCGAAUGUACGGAAACUGAAAAAAAAACCUAAGGAGACAGUGGCGAACUAGAAAAAAUAGACAAAAAAAUACACUAAAACAAAAUGUUGCAGAAAAUAUGAAAAAUGAUCAAACAGACAAUAAAGCACGAUUAGCAGAAAGGAAAAAGUAUCAAAAACAUUUGGCUACAGUCAAAAAUAACUAUGAGACAAAAAUUAGCAAUAUGUCAAAAAAUAUUGCAGCUCUUAAAAAGAAAUGUUCCCGUUUAAUUAAAAAGCAACGAUCAUUAAUGGCACGUAUUGAAGAACUGACAGCAAAAAAUGCAGAAUUGCAAAUAGAUAAUGUGCCUACAAAUACAUUCCAAAACGAAAAUGAAAUGACACCUCUUUCUAAAACCGAAAGCUUUAUAGAAAAAAACAUGCCCACCAUAAUCACACCAGAAAAACAAACAGUAAAGAAACAGCUUCUGAAUUAUAACGUUUUAACUACUGCUCUACAGAAAACAUACGAAAAUGCAAAAAAUAAUCAAGAACGCAAUGUUCUUAAAGGCGUAGUUGAGAAUGAUAUAGUGAAGAAGUACAAGGCUAAGAGCAUAACUACAACUGUAUUAGGAUUCAAAGGAAGAGCUCGUUCAAAGGAGUUCAAAGGAGCAGAAAAAUCCUUAUGAGGAAGAGCAAAAUACUUAUUGAUGGAAUUAAACACUUCUAUGAAAGAGACGAUGUUAGUCGCGUAACGGUUGGAAAAAAUGAAGUUAAGACUUUAAAGAAAAACAAGCAACAGCGACGCUAUUUGUUGAAUAGUCUGAAGGCACUUUACAAAAAGUAUAGGUUGGCAGGUGGCAAAGCAAAGUAUACUUCAUUUAAGAAGUACCGGCCUUUCUAUGUUUUGCGCCCUAAACUCUCAAACAGAGAAACGUGCGGAUGCAUAAAACACAAAAACAUCAUGUUAAAAAUUAAAAAAUUAAAAUUUUUGGGAAUGAUCGAUACCAAGGAUCUAGACGCAAUCUUGAGUAAUAUACAAUGCGACUUGAAUUCGAAAGAAAGAGCAUAUGGAGAAUGCUCUGAUUGCGAAAAUAAGUUAUUUAUUUCUGUUAACUGGGAGAAUCAUAGCCGAAGUUAAAUUGUCACUUAUGAACUAUUUUUAGAAGACCAAAAACUUAGCAAAGAAGCUGAUUCUAACUCCUUAUGUGUGAGCUUUGAUUUAGAAAAAGUCCUUAAUACUCCACACGGUAAAAGUGUGACCUUAUAUUACUCGAGAAAAUAUGCAUAUUAUAAUGAAAGUAUAUAUGAAAGUGGCACAAGGGAUGGAUAUUGUUACUUAUGGGGCGAAUGCCAAGGAAAAAGGGGCUGCAAUGAAAUAGUUACAGUUCUUUUCAAGUAUUUGAAUAUGAUAGACCAAAAAGGUACCCAUACUGUUGUUAAUCUAUAUUCUGAUAGCUGUGCUGGGCAAAACAGAAACCGUGGAAUGAUAUCAAUGUUAAUUUAUUUCUUGAAAAUCGCAAUAACAAUUACACAAAUAAAGGUAACUUAUCUUUUACCUGGACACACCAUGGUGCCUGUUGACUCUAUUCAUAGCACUAUUGAAAGUUUUGUUCGUAAUAAAACAGUAUGGGCUCCUUCUGAGUGGCCAACUAUGAUUACUAAUGCUAGACAUAAUCCUAAAAGUUACAUUGUAAAUGUUUUAAAGUAGACAUGGGCGUUUUUGGUUUUGAACGCAAACGGAUAUUUAUCGGAUUUCAGAUUUCAAAAUCGAUUUCGAAAUCCGUUUUUAGAUAUCCGAUUUCAGAUGUGCCUAACUUAGCCAAUUCACUAGUUUGUGUUUAGAUUUGGUUUUAUUAGCUAACGACAAUCACAAACAAUUAAUUGACUAUAUUUUGAAAACCAACACAAAACUCGUCUAAUCAAUUAAAAAGACAACAGUUAAAAAAAAAUCCAAAUUAAAACUAUCAAUUUAAAUAAUGUGUAGGUAACCCAAUGUACUAAGUUGACUUAUUAUUUUUAUCUUUAUGAACUCUACUUAACUCCAAUCCAGUCUUAACAUACACGUAAUUAAUAAUUAUCUAAAACCGGCAAACAAAAAUCACUGACUGACACGCGCGCACUUGCAUAUCAAGGUUAAAUUUGCGCCUAAACGAAAGCACCAAGUUUUUGUAGUAAACAAUCGCACACUAAGCUAUAAGCCAAAAUACAUCACCUCACAGCCUAGUCACGCAAAUAUAGUCUUUAAGUACUGUGUCGUAAGACUAAAUUGAUCGCACAUAUUCAAUGGCAAUAGAUUUCCGUAAACAACAAACCGAAAUCGGACUUCCGAAAUUCGCGUCAUCUACUCCGCUUUGUUACGAUUGGUAAGAAAGAGACAAAGCGAAUUUUACUGACUCUCGAAAUUGUGAACAAAUUCGCUUUCUCUCUUUCUAACCAAUCGCUACAUAGCGGAGUAAAAAAGAUAGCACGAAUUUCGAAUCCGAUUUACAUUUAGAUACGUGUGGUGGUAUUAGAUCGCUAGAUCGAUCGUUUUGGUUCGGUUAGAUUUCUGAAAUCGGAUUUUCUUGUUGAGAAAUCGUUUGGUAUCGAUUUGUGUUUGAAAUCGGAUUUUGGAUUCGUUUUGAUAUAUCGGACGCAUGCCUAUUUUAAAGAAUGGAGACUUCAUGGAUUGGAAGACCUUUUCACAGGCUUUAUUGCCAGCUAAAUUUAAAAUUAAUUUUAAUGCAUUAAGAGUGGUGCAAUUACAUAAAAAUGAUUCUAUUGUUAAAUUUAAAUACGGUUUUUUUGAAGAAAGUGACAAUUACGAAAUAAAUUUGGAUUCCAUCAUCAGAUCGAGAGCAAACAAUGCUGCUGUCCAAAAAGGACCCACACCUUUAUACGCCGAAGAGCUUAAAAUUUCAGCAGCUAAAUACAAAGAUCUGCAGGAGCUUUGCAACAAAAAUAUCAUACCAAACAGAUACCAUCAAGAAUAUUUAAGUAUGAGGCAUGAUGGAACCAUACGUGAUGCGUUAGAUGAAACGGACAAAGAU
This is a messenger RNA of Chilo suppressalis (striped riceborer), 5084 nucleotides long. The record is from the annotation of a GenBank genome assembly. NCBI's taxonomy places the organism in Eukaryota, Metazoa, Arthropoda, Insecta, Lepidoptera, Crambidae.